UUAAAGGAAUCCUGAAGAACUGGAAGCCUGAAGGCAGCUUUUAUCUUCCUUUGUCCCAGAGGAAAAGAAGUACAAAUUAGCUGCUCUUUUGACAAAAUAUCUGUGCUUCUUGUGCAUCCUCUCACAGCUGCCAACAUGAACUACUGUACUGGAUUCUUCUCUCCUACAGAAUGCACCAAGAGAAACCUUUUUCUACUUUUCAUCUUUUCUGUUACUGCAAUAUAUUUGUUUUCCUAUUUUUAUGCUUCUCAUCACCUUGCUAAAAGUGAUGAUCUUCACAUGGAAAAGGAAAAGAGUUUACUUGAAAAAAUACUUACAAAUUUCAAACAAAUCUCAGGGAAAGAAAACGGAGAGCUACCACCUGAAAAUGAGAAAUCUGAGAAUGAAGCCACACCCACUCCCACACAGUCAUUUACAUUCCUUAUUAAUGAAGAAGAGAAGUGCAAAGACAGAACACCUUUCCUGGUGUUGCUGAUAGCCACAACAGCAGUUGAGCUGCAGCACAGGGACGCCAUCCGGAGGAGCUGGGGCAGCGAAGGCGCGGUUCCGGGCGCCGACGUUGUCCGGCUCUUCAUGCUCGGCAUCGACGCCAAGGGCGCGCACAGGGACGUCCUGCUGAGAGAAAGCGAGCAGUAUCACGACAUUAUCCAGCAGGACUUCCUGGACACCUACAACAACCUCACUCUUAAAACUCUGAUGGGCAUGAGGUGGGUGGCCUCUUACUGCAACGGCACCAGGUUUGCUAUGAAGACAGACACCGACGUUUUUGUCAACACGAUGUACCUGAUUGAAAAGCUCCUCAGGCCUCUCCCACCUCCCACACAGAAUUAUUUCACAGGCCAUUUAAUGAAAGGGCACUCCCCUAUUCGGCAUAAAGCCAGUAAAUGGUACAUAUCCGAAGAAGAAUUCCCAGGUAACAGAUACCACCCUUUCUGUUCAGGAACUGGCUACGUCUUUUCUGGAGACCUGGCUGCAAAAAUUGUCAACGCUUCUUUAACGAUUGAGUAUAUACAUUUGGAAGAUGUUUACGUAGGGUUUUGUCUUCAUGCAAAGGGAGUAGAAAUAGUACCACCUCGUUCUUCACUGUUUAACAUACACAAGGUCCCGUUUUCUCCUUGUACAUACAAUAAAAUAAUUACAUCUCAUCACAUUCAGCCACACGAGCAAAUACUCUAUUGGGAAACACUGCAAGAGAAGAACCACACGUGUUAGAAGAGAAAGGUCCAGCCUGGAGCAUCCUAGGAACUUUCUCUGACAAUGGGCAAAGCAGCAGAUGUUUUCUUAGUAGGAACAGAACAUCUGUGUAAAAACUUUCAAGGUCCAUGGACAUUCUGAAUUAGGUGCCUAGGUUUUGUAUUAGGUUGAAUUCAAAGGAUUUUUCUUCCAUAAAAAAGUCUUUCCUGUUGAGUGAAUACUGAUUGGCACCUUAUUUAGUUUUGGAUGAAGCAUCAAUUAAUUUUUAAAGUGUUUUAAAGUACAGCAAGAGACCAUAUCAACCCUACUGAAGAAAUAGCAAAGACAAUGCAAUGAAACUUGUUCUUUUAUUACCAACUAAUAAGUUAAUGUAUUAAUUUGAUACUGCUCGGGUGUAAUUUGCCUAUGUACCAUUAAAUGUACUCGUGUGGCAUUCCAGUGUGACUGAAGAAGAAAGCAUACGUGAUAUCCUGUGGUGGGGAAUUGGUGCCAGAAAUGUGGGCAGAAACUGCUUCUUUGGAAAAUCUAACAUUAGCAUUUCCCACACCUCAGUGCUCACACUGGCGACUACUCUCUGUGGUCAUAUAUACAAAGAACACCUCACACAAAAAACCUUACGAUUUGUAUUACAUGUCCAUGAUUACUUACUUGUUAUCAUGGAGAUGUAAUAAAAAGGGGAAAAUGAAAUGCUGAUAAAUCGUCCCAUUAGCAAUAUAAUAAAUUACAUUUUAGGGCAUUCAGCUGUGUAUAAAAUAUCCUCAUAGUUAAGUAAAAAAUAAGAUGAUGCUUAUUAACCUCAGAAGAUGAAAAGAUAAAUCUCUAUCAGAUGCACAUGGGAAUCAAAAUACCAGUCACAUGAACACCAAACACUUGAGCUGGAGGUGAAAUGAGACAGUGAGUAUACAUUAUAUGCACCCCCAAAACCCCUGAAUCCUGCAGUGCAGUCCUUCUGUGCUCUGUGCAGCUCCACCCAGGACUCACAGAGAGUGGGAGCCUGUGCUGCAGCCACUGGACACAAUGCAUUUCUCCCUUAUGGAAAUUUGGUCUUAAACUUUUUGAUUAAAUAAUAUUAUUACUCAUCUAAUACCUACAAAGGACAUGUUUUCUAUCUCAUAGGGAUACUUUUUCACAUGGACUUUCAAGACCUUUUUACAUUUACCUCAGGAAAGAUACAGCUAACAAAAACAACACACCCUCAGGGGUUUCCUGGGUCUCCCAAUAUUUUCUGAAAUUUUAAGUUUUACAGGAUGUUGUGUUUAAAAAAUUAGUCUUUUUGGACAUAAUAUGUUGGUUACUUGAUAGUAGUCACGGCAUCUUGCAGAGCUGACACCUUUACUUUACAUUAAACAAUGUAGUGAGCUCAUCUCUGAAAUCUGUUCCCUUCACGUGGAUGGGGAACACCAGGUCAUGCAUGGUUGUGCAGUAACAACCCAUGCAGGUGAGUAAAACCAAACAAACUCAACCCUCACAUGUUCUCCUAUUACUUGGAUGGUAAUAAAGUUCUCCAGGUUAUUCAGUAAUUCCUGAAGAUGGGAGCCCAGCAGAGAAGGACCUGGGGGUGCUGGCUGACAGCAGCUGACCAGUGUGUGCCCAUGUGGCCAAGAAGGCCAAGGGCAUCCUGGCUUUUAUCAGGGAUCGUGUGGCCAGCAGGACCAGGGCUGAUUGUCCCUCUGUACCCAGCACUGGUGAGGCCUUACCUCAAAUCCUGUGUCCAGUUCUGAGCCCCGAGUCCAAGGAAGGCUUUAAGAUGCUGCAGUGAGUCCAGAGAAGGAUGGCCGAGCUGGUGAAGGGCCUGGAGCACAGGUCUGAUGAGGAGUCUGGAGGAAAGGAGGCUCAGGGGAGACCUUUACACACUCUACAACUGCCUGGAAGGAGGUUAUAGAAAGGUGCUUGGUUUCUUCUCCCAGGCAACCAGAGACAGGAUGAGAGGAAAUGGCCUCAAGCUGCAGGAUGGGAGGUUCAGGUUGGCCAUCAGGAAGAACUUCUUCAAGGAAAGAGCUGUCACGUAUUUGAACAGGCUCCAGGGAAGUCGUGGAGUCACCAUUGCUGGAGGUGUCCCAAGAAAUGACAGGUCGUGGCACGUGACACUCAGUGCUGUGGUUUAGUUGGCAUGCAGGUGCUUGGUGAAAGGUUGGACUAAAUGAUCUUGGAAGUAUUUUCCAACCCUAAUGGUUCCAUGAUUGUAUAAAAUAGGAUAAUAGAGGCUUCACUACAGCCUGAAGCUGAGUGCACAAGCAGCACAAUUGGUUGCAUUAACAGAGACUUGCCAGUUGUGCAAAUAAAAGGCUAUGAAGAUACGAAUUCCUUGUUUUCGUUUGGAGUCUGUGGAAUCUGCCACACCACUGUACAGUUAUGGAAGCAGUGAGAGUUUGUAAAGUCUAGCAGGAAUAAAUACCAAAGCUAAAACUAUUAAAAGCCAUAGACUUGCAAACAAAAUGAACCAGUUCAUCAGCCAGCCAAUACUGGUGAAAGGAUAAAGUGAUCUAGAGAAGUUUUCCUAUUAUCAGUAAUUGGUAGUGUGAGUUUUAGUGAUUAGUCAAAUUAUUAAUGUUGUACCUGUGUGCUUUAAAGGUACCAGAGCCCUGUGCAGAACCCCAUUCAGGAUGCCCCAGUUUUCUGAGAUACCUCAUGCACAUGCAGUAGUAUUUACUCUUUCAUUUCCAUACUUUGUCCCCCAGUCCCUCUCCUGGUUGGCAUGGGCCAGUUCCAAAUCAUAACAGUUUAAAGUCUAGAUAUUGUAGAAAAUUUAGUUCACAGGAAUGACAGAUGCUUAUUUUUAACUUAAUGAAAUAGAAAUAUUUGCCUUUUUAAGCUUCUUGGGGGUUUAUACUUCUGUUGAAUUACCAUUACUGGCAUCCUUGCAUUGCCAGUGGAGGCAAUAAUUAAGUAUAUAACAACAUUAUCAUUGUUAUUUUCAAUUAGCUUCAAGAAGCAAAGUCUGGGUCAUAUCUCAUAACUUAAUAUUAAUUAUUAACUCUUUUCCUGUAUCCAUGCAGUGCAUGUCCUGUAUCAAGCACAAGGAACAGUGGCUGAAAUGCUGAAGUGCUGUUCUUCAGUCAUUUAUUCAUUGUACAUCUCUUUCAAGGUGGGUAGGGUUGCUUCUAGUAGAAUAUCAAGAAUAUACAACCAUAUUUUAUGCAUAUUGCUUUGUUUUAAAAAAAUCUACAUUUAUAAAUGCCUUGAUAUACAAAUAACCUUGAUGUACAAAUUGAUGCACCUGUGUAGAGCUGCUUCAUGUUAU
Molecule: messenger RNA, 4435 nt
Organism: Prinia subflava (tawny-flanked prinia)
Lineage: Eukaryota; Metazoa; Chordata; Aves; Passeriformes; Cisticolidae
Product: beta-1,3-galactosyltransferase 2-like
Exons: 1
Coding region: 136-1212 (358 amino acids)
Cellular component (GO): Golgi membrane
Molecular function (GO): N-acetyl-beta-D-glucosaminide beta-(1,3)-galactosyltransferase activity
Source: RefSeq, a predicted model, not a curated record